AUGAACACCAGACAAACGCGGAGAAAAAGAAGCAUCAACUCGGUCUCUAAUUCAGAGCCCCGCACUUCCACUUCAUACAGGAACCCUCGUGUGUCUGGGGGAAUUAGUACUGGAGUCUCAUCUUGCGAAACACCCCGCCAAUCAACAAAAAGAGUUCGUUUCUCAGAUCCGGGUCCACGGCUAGAAGGGAACUGCCUUGGAUGCUCUACAGGCCUUACCCCAGCAAUGGUUCGCACAUCGUUCGAAGAACCCGAUGAUUCCACAGAUGGCAUUGAUUGCACCCCAAGCCGCCGGUUGCGGCGGCGCUCAACCCCACUUCCGCAAUCUCGUCGUUCGCUGGGUUCUGUGUUGCCUAUUGAUAGUUCCAAAUCAAAGACAGUGGUGCAGUUUACGCCUUUACGGCAAAUUUUGGACUCCCGGACUCAGCGGAGAAUCCGGCGACUGGGCCUGAGUAAUGAGAUUAAUCAACUUGAACGAGAGAAGCGGGAGUCUGCGCAUUACCAAAAGUCCCUGCAAGCUCUGCUGCAAGAAAGAGAUACAUUGAAGCAGGAGCUCGAGUUGGUAAAACGGAACAGUGGCACUCCAGAACACCAUUCACGCAGUAAGGAAAUCCUGGGGCUAUCCCCUCAGUCUAACCUAGAGCAUUUGGAGUCCUCGAACAGCCAGCUGAGGCAAGAGAUCUCGCCCUCCUCCGCUGCAAACGCCGAGGAUCAAUCGGAUGACGCCGGUACUGAAGGUGACACAAUCAUCAUUGACAGCGGGUUUGAGGGAGACACGGUUCUCAUGUCCGAUUCUCCAAUUAUGCGUGGCAUACAGCUUCCUCGACCAUCUCCAGAUGAUUUCACCCAUCUGGUCCCCGCAGACCCCAAUACAGAUGCGUCAGCUCAAACGUCUCUGUCUGGCCAUGACCAAGACGCUGAGCUCCUUGCUUUGUCGCUUGACUUAGAAGCUGCUAGGAAGGAGAAACGGGAUUUUUUCAACGCAUGGCGCACGAGGCUUGUUUCCUUCCCGGGAACUACAACUGAACCUUACCUCCAGCGGUCUUCUCCCCCGCCAGAUUUCUUCGAUCAAAUUUUGCCUACACUAACAGGAGCUCUUACCAGCGCUUCAGACGCUAUCGGCGCAUUGGACGCUGUCAAACAGGAGCUUUCUAGUCUAGGGUUCCCCGGUAGCAGCAUGGACGAGAUCAUUUCGGAAAUGCGUAGUCGCUUCCGAUCAGCACGCUUACAGCUGGAGCGUGCAGUCCCUGGGGAAACGCCCAGCUCAAGCUUAGAUAAUGGGAAUACAACCCUCAGCGCACUUGUGAGGAGGGUCGAGCUGCUCGUCAAAAGCUUGAGUGAAGAACGCACUCGACAUGGAGGAUCUCUUGGGCGAGAACGGGCAUUGCGCGGCCAAUUCGAUACCCUGUUGACCCGCUAUGAAACCGCAUCAAGGAAAAUACGCGAUCUUGAAGAAUCUAUUGCAUCUUCCGCAGGCGAUAUGCUUCACACGAGAAUGCGGAUGCAGGAGCUUGAGCGUGAAGGGAAAGAGCAAGCCCUAGGGAUUGAGAGAUUAAAUGAAGCUCUUAGCAAAUACCGUGUAGAGGUCAAGAGCUUUGAGAAACUCGUGACGGAACUCGAACAGGACAAGGUCGUCUCUACCAAACGACACGAGGAGCAGAUGUUGCAACAGGAAAAGAGAGUAGCAGAUGAAGGAAGCGCCCGUCGUGUAGCCGAGUCGACUGUUGCAGAGCGAGAGGCACGUAUUCAAGAGUUGGAAGGGAUUGUUGAGUUGAAUAAAAUUUGCGUGUGCGAUUUGACUGCUAAGAUUGAAUCACUAGAAAAGGAACUCAAGCAAACGGUUGACAGCUCCGAACAGCAGGCAGUCGAGCAACUCCAAGAUCACCAACAGGAGGUCGGGAGGAUGAACGUCCACAUCGCCGAGCUGACCACAUAUCUGGACACCGCCAAAUCGGAAGUGGACAAGCUUCAUGAGAGCAACGCUGGCUUAGAGGAACAGCUGCGCCUUGAAAUGCAGGCCAGGGACGAUUUGCUAGAGAAAUGGGCUGCAGACCAAGCACGGUCUUUCGCCUACAUGAAGGAAACCGUCAAGACAGAGCGACGCAAAGCAAAGGUGCGCACUGCCAAUUGGGAACUUAAGUCGGAUGAGCUACAGUCGGAUGGCACGAACAUCGGGAGCGAGCCCAUUACCCCUGUCGGUCGAGGCAAGGAACGACGGCGGCUUGACAGUGGUAUCGGGAUCCUGACAGAAGACGAGCUUUUUGAGGGCGUGGGUAUCGACACUGAUACUUUACCUUCUGAUCCUGCCGAUCUCUAGCUAACGUUCUAUUUUGUGUGAACCAUUUCGUUACUCUCAAUUGUUUCCAUUUGUAGCAUAUCUACGCUGCG
Aspergillus pseudotamarii is the source of this 2387-nucleotide messenger RNA. RefSeq lists its product as uncharacterized. The transcript has 2 exons. The record is from RefSeq and is a predicted model, not a curated record. NCBI's taxonomy places the organism in Eukaryota, Fungi, Ascomycota, Eurotiomycetes, Eurotiales, Aspergillaceae. The coding region runs from base 1 to 2316 and encodes 771 amino acids.